This is a messenger RNA of Rubroshorea leprosula, 722 nucleotides long. Lineage: Eukaryota; Viridiplantae; Streptophyta; Magnoliopsida; Malvales; Dipterocarpaceae. The record is from the annotation of a GenBank genome assembly.
AAAAUAAAUUUAAUAAAAAAAAAAAGAUUGGUUAGUGUAAGACUGAGGGAGUAGAGAGUUACAAUCAUCGCCUCCAAUCGAUGUCAAUUUAUAAUAAUUACAUUCACUUAAUCUGUCUCUUUGCCUUAAAACACAGAACAUGGAAAACUUCUAUAAAAAAAUUGCGGAAAAACAAAACAGGGUCAAAGUGAUACAUUUUGGACAAAACAACAGAAGAAACGGAGAGAGAAUGUCUGACCCACGUUCUCUGUUUUACGCGAGUGGGAACGUGUUAUUUAAAGGUUUCACUAUGCGACAAAGUAGUGAUUUGUCAGUAUGUGGACCAAGAACUGGCGCUCCCUGGCACGCGCCUCCAUGGCUGCGUGGAAGUGUGCAGCAACUAAUGUACAUCUUCUGCUGGCCAGGGGGCCAGGUGCCAGGGGGCCAGGUGCCAGGGGCAGCUGGUUUUAUGCUCUGAUCUCACUCGCUCACGUUACUGACAACUACUGUGGGCUUUGGUCGUAACACAGCAAGACAGUCAGUCAGUCAGUCAGUCAGCAGGACUUUGACUUGAAGAGGACAUCGAGACAUCAAGUGAAUAGUUACUUGAUCAGUUUCAGAGUUGAUUUUAGUACCAUCAAUUAGGGUUUCUAGGGAAUGUAGUACUUCAGUAUUGAAACUGUCAAAUUCUCUGGGUUAAUUCUUCUGAUUGGGAAGUGGGAAAAUGAAUCUCAAGAAUGGAU